AUGGUGAAAUUCUCAAAUACUCAAGACUUCACAACGGCCAUCACUGGAGGACCUUGGAUCAUCCACGACCAUUAUUUGGUGGUCCAUGAAUGGACACCUUCAUUCAGAGUCGAUGAACAGCUCCCUCCGACCGUGGUGGCGUGGGUACGCUUCCCAGGAUUCCCCGUCCAAUACUACCAUUCGCAUCUCCUCAAAACCAUAGGGAAUUCACUUGGGCGUACCAUUCGAAUCGAUUACAACACGGAGGCUGCACAACGAGGCAAAUUUGCAAGAAUUGCGGUGGAAUUAGAUGUGUCAAAGCCACUUGCUCUCAAAUUUCUCCUAAAUGGAAAAUGGCAAAAGAUACUAUAUGAGAAUAUACCCCUCAUCUGCUUCUCAUGUGGUAAGAUUGGCCAUGAAAAGAGUCGUUGUGUGGACUCCCAAAUCUUUCAAUCCCCUGCUGCAACGAUGAUUCCCUUAACUGCGGCAACACCUCCCGAGGAACUCACCGGUUAUGGACCAUGGAUGCAAGUGAAUCGAAGGUCAUCUCGCCGUCCGAAUGCAUCACACCAGCAGAAGGCUGCUGCUCGCUCGCCGGCAUCCAAUUCGACCGGCAAUACCUCGCCACCGCCGGAGAAACCGACAGCUAGAAGCGACACAACCACCCCUCCAACCGCCUCAUUAAAGGAUCCCCAUGCAACCCAAUUGAAGACUGUUGCGGUGUCAGACGCCCCAUCCCGCCACCAUAAAUCUCUGCCUUCUUCCGCUUCGAUCGAUGCCCAGAUCCAGAACAGAGAGGGAGCUGCCAGGCGUAUUAACGAUGUGCAUGAGGGGGGAUUUAAUUCACAAGCAAUCAACAACUACCAACCGACAUCAUCUGGGCGAAGUAUGGGAGGGUCUUCAGAUGACAAAAAAUCAAAGCAAAAUCUUCCCUUGGCGCACAGAAUUGAAGACGGCAUGGUGAUGGCAGGGACGCUACGUACUGAGUUGGAUAAGAAGAAGAACAAUAUUUUUUUGAAGGAGAAGCACCCCUCGGUAACAGAGGGGAGGGCGCCGGCACCCAUUUCUGAUGGGCUUUUGGGAAAAGCUCCACUUAACCCUGUGGGCCUCUCUACAAUAUCUGGGCCCAACGCUCCAUCUACAUCCAAAGAAGAGUUCGGGCCAAGCCAUACAUCCAGCUCCACUAACUCUUCCGUUCAAACUAUCGUUCCCCCGCCGGUUCGCACAAUUACAGGUCCAAAUGGAACUACAAUUCACAUAAUCGAAGUGCAACCGCUAGAAGCUCGGACUUCGAACAAAGGAAGCCCGUCAAUAACGGAGAGAAUGAAGAAGGUACGGAGCAGUAACCAACAUCAGAAGCAGGGAAUCUCACUGAAGAACAACGACAACAAAAAACCCAUUUUGGGUUUGGUGACGAAGAAGAAAAAGCAUACUAAAGGUAUGGAGCAAUCUAUCCCCAUAACCCUUCAAGACUUAGAAGUGUUAAAUGCCAACUUCAUCAACAAGCACACGAUGAACCAUGCUCUAUCAGAGGAAGGGGUUGAAUCAUCUAUAGCUAUAAACCCCGAUCCAACGAACGCUUAA
Molecule: messenger RNA, 1563 nt
Organism: Linum tenue
Lineage: Eukaryota; Viridiplantae; Streptophyta; Magnoliopsida; Malpighiales; Linaceae
Source: the annotation of a GenBank genome assembly